Messenger RNA from Cynara cardunculus var. scolymus (artichoke), 1059 nucleotides. RefSeq names its product vignain-like. The transcript has 3 exons. Gene Ontology annotation, molecular function: cysteine-type endopeptidase activity. Gene Ontology annotation, cellular component: lysosome. NCBI's taxonomy places the organism in Eukaryota, Viridiplantae, Streptophyta, Magnoliopsida, Asterales, Asteraceae. Bases 1 to 1059 code for a protein of 352 amino acids. The record is from RefSeq and is a predicted model, not a curated record.
AUGGAAACGACGAGGUUGGUUUUGUUUUCACUUGUUUUGGUUUUGGCUUUAGGGUUUGUAAGCGCAGGSAGCUUUGAAUACACUGAGGACGAUCUGGCGUCGGAUGAGGCCAAGUGGGCCUUGUACGAGAGGUGGAGGRAUCACCACAAGGUGCCGGAGCAAAGCGAUGAUGAGAAACAGAAACGGUUCAUCAUCUUCAUGGACACCGUGAAACGUGUGGACAACCAUAACAAGGCCAAGAAGCCAUACCUUAUGGAGCUGAACAAGCUGKCUGAUUUGACWWSMGAMGAGAUUGUACGCACGUAUACCGGCGCCAAGCUAGAUGAGCACCACCGGAUGCUUUCAUCAAGGGGCAAUUCCAGCCGUCUCAAGUAUGCUGAUCGCCACGAUUUACCAGCCGAGGUCGAUUGGAGACAAUUCAACAACGUAGUUGUUGCUCCCAAGAAUCAAGCCCAAUGUGGAAGUUGCUGGGCGUUUGCAGCGAUGGGUGCACUCGAAUCAGCACACGGUCUCAAAACCGGUAACCUAAUCUCAUUGUCGGAACAACAAAUUAUCGACUGUGACACUGAAAAGAACGGUGGAUGUAACGGAGGGGUACCUGCGUAUGCAUUGAAUUACGUGGCCAAGCAUGGAGGUAUGACGACAUCGGAAUGCUACCCUUACAACGAUCCUGCAGGACAAACUGUUUGCUGCGGUGCAAAGCUCCAAAAUAGAGUCGUACAUUGUCAAGGUUUUGAAGAUAUUCCCAUUGAUGACGAGCCAGCUAUGAUGGAAAGAGUUGCAGAACAACCUGUAUCGGCUUGCUUAUUCGUCUACGAAGGUUUCUAUGGAUACAAAGAGGGAAUUUACACCGGCGAUGACUGCGUAGGGGAACAGAACCCACAUGCGAUUAAUAUUGUGGGAUACGGAACAACACCUGAAGGAUGCAAGUACUGGAUAAUCAAGAACUCAUGGGGAGAAGACUGGGGAGAGAAAGGAUACAUGAGACUGGCACGAGAAGUCGGGAAUCCAAGGGGAGCCUGCAGCAUCACCAUGCAGACUUGUUUCCCGGUCCUUUAA